Besnoitia besnoiti is the source of this 495-nucleotide messenger RNA. RefSeq lists its product as uncharacterized. The record is from RefSeq and is a predicted model, not a curated record. NCBI's taxonomy places the organism in Eukaryota, Apicomplexa, Conoidasida, Eucoccidiorida, Sarcocystidae. The transcript has a single exon. The coding region runs from base 1 to 495 and encodes 164 amino acids.
AUGGCUGACGCAGCGAGUCUCGCGGAGGGCUUCCCGCGCGCGGCAGGCGACAAGGCAGCGCGCCAGGCGCCGCCCGCGACCGCAGGACUUGAUCUCAAGGCUGCGAGUGGCCCUCUGAGCUACAAAGCCGUGGCCGCGCGGGCGGUUUCGCAGAUUCGCGGGGUGGGAGCGCCGCGCAGCGCCCACAGCGACUCGGAGGAGAGCGAGAGCCGGGGACGGCGCUUCUUGUCGCCGGUUCCCGCGGCGGGCGUGCUUGCGCAGCCUGGGGACGAGAAGGAGAGAAUCGGAUGCGAGCGAAGUGGCGGCGCCGCAGGGAAGACUGGAGGCGCGCCGAGCUCUCGCGGGAACGGAUGCCGCCCGAAAAACGUCCGCACUGCCCAGUCGGCCUCGCCUCACCCCGCCAAAAAGACUCGCGAGGCCGCCGACAGCUUCGCCUUCGGCGGCGACGCGGACCGCGACCUGCUCGGGGGGCGAAGGCCGGCGAGAAGCGGCUGA